This is a messenger RNA of Oldenlandia corymbosa var. corymbosa, 855 nucleotides long. NCBI's taxonomy places the organism in Eukaryota, Viridiplantae, Streptophyta, Magnoliopsida, Gentianales, Rubiaceae. The record is from the annotation of a GenBank genome assembly.
AUGGGUUUUCAGACUCCAGGUAUUCAAAGUCCAUUAUUCCAAGUUCCAGUAUUCCAAAACCAAGGUCAAACGGAUCAGGUUCCAUUAGUAACUCCCGAAAUGGUGCACCAAAGGUUCGCAUCAGUAGAACAUACUAUGGCUGCGCAGGUGGAACAAUUUGAAAACGCUUUCCAGAGGUUAAUUGAUCAUAGUGCAAACACAGGAGGUGCUGGUUCCAGUGGAUCUGCAGUGAGGAGAAGUAACACAACUACAGGAACAGCACGUGUAGAAUUACCACCGGUUGACAUGGUAAACAAUCCAUUAUACAAUGCUAUAUUCCAACCGUCUGCAACAGAAAUUCCGGUACAGCAUACCGGAAAAGAGUCAAGAAAUAAUGGAUUGCAAACUGUAUCAAAUGCAGCAAGGCAAGGGACGCAUAGUUGGAUAACAUAUGGACCGCAAGGGACGUUGGAACCUGGUCUUCAGGGUUCUAGUGGUGCAGGAACCAACCAAGGCUAUACUGGUGCAGGAAGUAAUCAGGGCCAUGCUGUUGAAAGUUUAGGAGAGGCUGGUCAAAAAGCACAAGGAAGUAAUGACUGCCGUUUCAUAUUAUACCAAAAUCGGGUUGUUCUGCCAAUGUCAGGGAAUAAUAAUGCAAGUGCAAAUUUGGCCGAUUCACACAUACGCCAAGGGUCUGACGUUGUAGUUGCUAACCCACAUAUUGCUCCACCACAUCCAACAGUAGAAGAAAAUAGGAAAGAACAGCAAUGGAUGGAAAACGAAGGAAAUCAUAUCUUGAAUAGAAAUAGAGCACAAGCUGCUGAUCAACCUGUUGGAAAUCGACACAACCCACAUCAACAACGUUUUUGGGGUUAA